Messenger RNA from Aspergillus fischeri NRRL 181, 483 nucleotides. RefSeq lists its product as uncharacterized. Bases 1 to 483 code for a protein of 160 amino acids. The transcript is spliced from 2 exons. NCBI's taxonomy places the organism in Eukaryota, Fungi, Ascomycota, Eurotiomycetes, Eurotiales, Aspergillaceae. The record is from RefSeq and is a predicted model, not a curated record.
AUGGCAGAUGCGUUCCAGUUACCAGCGAACCCGAGUCGCCUUCUUCAGACCAUUAAAUUAGGGUGCUUGGCAGCACCAAACCUCAGCUUCAAUAAUAUUGAUCCGCCCCGCCCAGGAACCUUCUUACGCGCGCAAAAUCACGACCCAUUCAGGCGUAAGUCGUCAUUCUUGCCGCGGUGCGUCGAUGAUGGGCUAUGUCAUGCCAACGCCAACCCAGUGUCAGAAGUACCUGAGGCGCCCCCAUCCACCGUCAAAAGCUCUGGCGAUGCUAGCGUAAGCGACAAAGAUGAUGACUGUCUCAUGGAUCAUUGUAUGCUGCACGAAGGCGAGAAAGGCUUGCUGGACGUACCUCGAUCAAAGGUGCAGACCUCAGUAGGGCAGGUGGCUGAAACAUCCCCUCCACAGCUCAGCCGUCAAGUAAUUCGACAUGCUACUUUGAGUAGCUUGUACAUCAAAGUCGAGCGAUCAAAGCCUUCCAGUUAA